Messenger RNA from Symbiodinium natans, 321 nucleotides. NCBI's taxonomy places the organism in Eukaryota, Dinophyceae, Suessiales, Symbiodiniaceae. The record is from the annotation of a GenBank genome assembly.
AUGGGUUCAGGGCUGCAUACCCCAAAUCUCACACCCUGGGCAGAGGAGAUGAAGCCCUACAGCAUCCGCUUUCGAUGCCGCGGCGAAGCUGCUGCCAUCGCCUCGCAAGGCCUGACACCUUCAUCUGCUGUGGCCCCACGACAGGGCUUUGGUUUUGCCGCUGCCUUGCGUCAACGUCAAUGGGGGGAACUGCCUUCGUGCAGCCCCGAAGCCUUGCGCCACGUUCAAGCUUUCUGCAAUGCUUCGGGUCCAGGCUUAGGGAACGGAAUUCUGAGGGGCUGCAUGCGGGUACACUUAGUCAGCAAGGAUGCUUCCACCUGA